This is a messenger RNA of Cucurbitaria berberidis CBS 394.84, 3048 nucleotides long. RefSeq lists its product as uncharacterized. Bases 1 to 3048 code for a protein of 1015 amino acids. The transcript is spliced from 5 exons. The record is from RefSeq and is a predicted model, not a curated record. Lineage: Eukaryota; Fungi; Ascomycota; Dothideomycetes; Pleosporales; Cucurbitariaceae.
AUGUCGAACGCGGGUAUGAAAGACGAGGUCCUAGAUGAUGAUGCAGCGUCCGUUAGAACUAUACUAAGCGAUGCACCACCCGUCCUUCAUACGCCUCCGGAAAGAGAGAACCUGAUUUCGGCAUUCUCAAACGACAUUGGAAAGGAUAUUGGACUUGGUCAGUUGUCAGAAAGCGGUCGUGCUCGUGUCAUGGCUCGAUUCCCGGAUCUUUUGAAAGAUUUCAGUCUUCGGCUGGAAAGCUUCGUUUGGUCGGACAAACAACAAAAUGCGAGAGAUUUUAUCCGGCAACAACGCGAUCGUAUCACAAGCCACCUUCGUAGGGUCCAUAGUACUGCGGAAGCAUCACAGGAUCCCGAUCUAAGCACGCUACCACAGCAUUGGAUGUCUGUUGAUGAGAAACUAGCAUACUGGACAGACGCUGAAAAUCGGAAAACCCCCGGCCCAAAGCUUGAUCAAGACAGAGUUCUGGAACGAGUUGCAGAUGAGGUAGUGAUCCUUCCGAGUUAUCAGGAAGUCCGACGGUUCUUGCUGGGUGGUUCAACUUAUAAAUGGUUUAUCGAACGCGCCCAGCUGGCCGCAACUUUGACGGACAGAAAAGGCACUGCUAUAGAAACGAUCGCACACAGUAUGUGGGCAGGACUUGAAUCAGAUUUGAAGACGAGACCUCGAUCAAAUCCUCUAUACCACAUAACUUUCGAGCUAGACUGGGACCUUCCCGGCUUUUUACAGAGCCAAAAGUACGACACCGCUGCCCAGACCGCCAUGGAGAGCGUCAUAACGAUUACAGGAACAGGCGAUAUCGCACAGGCGUUAACGUGUGGUGACUACAUGGACCAAGUUUGGCCAUUGAGUGGGCGCAAUGUUGUUCGCGUCCUGCAAAUGGCCGCCGCUUCGCCGAUGGAGCCUUUUCGGCCGUACGCAAUCUUGAAACCCCAUUUUCAUGGCGUAAUCAGCAAAGUUUCUUUUGUAGGGUCUCAGACGCAAGUUCUAGCACUUGUAGAUCAAGCCUCUGGAACAGAGCUGUGCGAGCAGUUGUCUUGGCUUGGAUCUGCUUUCAUCUCGUCCCCGAUGCUAACCGGAGUUGUCCACACCUCGCCUUAUAUCGAUCAUGCAAAAGUUGGGCAUAUAUUGCGCGUUAGGAUCAAGUUCAAAGACACUCUCCCCCACGAGAACAGGUAUCCUCAAGAGUCUAUCAGUUCCUGCUGGCACGCAAUGUUUUGCAAUCCUACCGUCGUCGAAGGGUUUCCAGUACUGGCUCGAGAUGACAAUGAACAAGGACUUCAACUCCCCUUCAGCAUGUUACACACUUUGGCCGAAGUGCAAUAUCUCACAUGUUACAAUGGAACGAUGAUACUCAAAGGGCUUUGCACUUUACUUGUGCCGACGCGCAAAUCGGAUCGCUCUGUCACAUGGCAUUUCCUUCACAAUGACGACGGCACCGAGAAUUCAAAUUACGAGAGGAUUCAGUGGGCUGGGGUGAAGAAAUGUACUGCUGGCUUUGCGAUUGAACAAAAAGUGACAAUUUCAGUAAGUAAAUACAUCGGUGCAAGUGGUUCUGUCAUUCGAGGCAAUCGAGAUAGGCCUGAGUAUGUGAAACAUUCUACAUACUCAAUGCAGAUUGAGAGUGCACGGAAUAUUCCUGUUCUCAUCUACGAUACUGCAACCCAGCAGGCAUGGUUGGUCGACGGAGCAAGUGCGCUCCUACAUGUUGCUCGAACACAGGUCGCCCAGAAACCUUACGGAGGAGAGCGCUCUCUCUUCAAUAAUCUAAAUUUCAACUCGUCUGAAUUUAGCCAUCCGAGGGCAGAAGGUGGUCCAGAUGCGGCUCUAGAUGCUUUGAGAAAUGACCUCAACAUGAAGCACAAGAUUCUUCGAGAGUUUGACUCCUAUGCUGAGGAAAAGACAGCCGUGGGGUCUCUCACAGUUGCCGCCAACGGUGCCAACAUACCGGCCGCAGGCGAUUCAAAAGGCUCGAGUGAAGGGAACGAAGAAAUUUAUAAAACGACUUGCUUUAGGGAGCUGACCUCUCAAAUAUGGAGCACAUUGGAACAGAUAUAUGAUCGUCAGAUGGAAGAAACAACUACCCACGGCUCCAAAAAUCUACAAAAUCCGUUCAGAAACAUGCUUGAGGGUUAUGAAUUCAUGGGAAUUGUAUCGUCUAGACACACUCUGACUCGACGGGCUAUCAAUCUGCAAGCAAAUGGGGUAGCGUGGCUGCAUAUGAUUAACCGUAUCCACUCGAUUACCCUGUUCGGCAAAUAUUUCGGCGAAUUGUAUCGGCCAACGGAUCUCGUGAAGAAGAAUAUUUGCAAGCAAUGGAUGAGUGUCCCACCCGGGCUCGAGUAUUUAGCCGUGUCGAUGUCGCUCCUGAAAGCCAUUAAGCAGAACAGCGUACAGGAAGGGGAAGUCGAUAAAACUUCGAACGAGAUAACCGAGGGUAUUUCCUGGUCCCCGUCGAAAGAUAUGUUCAAAAUUUGUGAACAUAACUGCAAUCAUAUCUUUUCAGGUCGCGUACAGAAGCUUUACAGGAAAGGGAAGCAGCGCGAUUCAGGAUCGUCAUUUGAAACAUGUCCGCAAGACGGCGCGGCCUUGUUCGGCGAGAACAGCCUGCUAAACGGCCAUAGGAUGCAGCCGUUAGCACCUGUACAACUGCAACCGGAUAGCAACGUCCACGACAGUGGUUUGGGAACGAGCAUCGAGACAUCUUCAAAGACAAUCCCGUCAACUUAUAGUGGAGGGGAGUCGGACUUAAACACACAGGAAAUGCAACUGUCGGACGAAACCCCAGGCACAGCAUCAUCAAUGUCAUCUCCACUAAGCUUGAGUGAUAGUGUCAUUCAGGUUGCCGAGAUUACAGUACCGAUAAGCGCUGGGGAGACUUCUCGGAUUGCUACCACUGAUCUUCAGCCACCAUUGCUAGACGCAAAAGCCAAAGCCGUGGGUAGAGUUGCAAUCCCUGCUGCAAAAACGAAAACAAAAGCCCCUACCGCGAAGAGAAGUCUCUCCAGGAUGUGGCGGAAAAUCGUCAAGAAAGUGCGUCAGCACUAA